GGGCACUUAACGGUGGCGGCUGGUUCUGCGCCGGAUCUGGGAGAGGGGCGGGCGCCAUUGUGCUUCGCUGCGGACUGCUUUUCCUCAGUCACGGGCCUAGAUCUCCAAAGAGGAAGGCGGCGGUGCGUGUUGCUGCGAGUGGGACGCGCACUGGUCAGUGCCGGCUCAGGAGCCGGGGAAAAUCUUUAAGAAUGGAGUCUAAACCUUCAAGGAUUCCAAGAAGAAUUUCUGUUCAACCCUCCAGCUCCUUAAGUGCUAGGAUGAUGUCUGGAAGCAGAGGAAGUAGUUUAAAUGAUACCUAUCACUCAAGAGACUCUUCAUUUAGAUUGGAUUCUGAAUAUCAGUCUACGUCAGCAUCAGCAUCUGCGUCACCAUUUCAGUCUGCGUGGUAUAGUGAAUCUGAGAUAACUCAGGGGGCACGCUCAAGAUCACAGAACCAGCAACGGGAUCAUGAUUCAAAAAGACCUAAACUUUCCUGUACAAACUGUACUACCUCAGCUGGGAGAAAUGUUGGAAAUGGUUUAAACACGUUAUCAGAUUCAUCUUGGAGGCAUAGUCAAGUUCCUAGAUCUUCAUCAAUGGUACUUGGAUCAUUUGGAACAGACUUAAUGAGAGAGAGGAGAGAUUUGGAGAGAAGAACAGAUUCCUCUAUUAGUAAUCUUAUGGAUUAUAGUCACCGAAGUGGUGAUUUCACAACUUCAUCAUAUGUUCAAGACAGAGUUCCUUCAUAUUCACAAGGAGCAAGACCAAAAGAAAACUCAAUGAGCACUUUACAGUUGAAUACAUCAUCCACAAACCACCAAUUGCCUUCUGAACAUCAGACCAUACUAAGUUCUAGGGACUCCAGAAGUUCUUUAAGAUCAAAUUUUUCUUCAAGAGAAUCAGAAUCUUCCCGAAGCAAUACACAGCCUGGAUUUUCUUACAGUUCAAGUAGAGAUGAAGCCCCAAUCAUAAGCAAUUCAGAAAGGGUUGUUUCAUCUCAAAGACCAUUUCAAGAAUCUUCUGACAAUGAAGGUAGGCGGACAACGAGGAGAUUGCUGUCACGCAUAGCUUCUAGCAUGUCAUCUACUUUUUUUUCACGAAGAUCUAGUCAGGAUUCCUUGAAUACAAGAUCAUUGAGUUCUGAAAAUUCUUACGUUUCUCCAAGAAUCUUGACAGCUUCACAGUCCCGUAGUAAUGUACCAUCAACUUCUGAAGUUCCCGAUAAUAGGGCAUCUGAAGCUUCUCAGGGAUUUCGAUUUCUUAGGCGAAGAUGGGGUUUGUCAUCUCUUAGCCACAAUCAUAGCUCUGAGUCAGAUUCAGAAAAUUUUAACCAAGAAUCUGAAAGUAGAAAUACAGGACCAUGGUUAUCUUCCUCACUUAGAAAUAGAUGCACACCUUUGUUCUCUAGAAGGAGGCGAGAGGGAAGAGAUGAAUCUUCAAGGAUACCUACCUCUGAUACAUCAUCUAGAUCUCAUAUUUUUAGAAGAGAAUCAAAUGAAGUGGUUCACCUUGAAGCACAGAAUGAUCCUCUUGGAGCUGCUGCCAACAGACCACAAGCAUCUGCAGCAUCAAGCAGUGCCACAACAGGUGGCUCUACAUCAGAUUCGGCUCAAGGUGGAAGAAAUACAGGAAUAGCAGGGAUUCUUCCUGGUUCCUUAUUCCGGUUUGCAGUCCCCCCAGCACUUGGGAGUAAUCUGACCGACAAUGUCAUGAUCACAGUAGAUAUUAUUCCUUCAGGUUGGAAUUCAGCUGAUGGUAAAAGUGAUAAAACUAAAAGUGCGCCUUCAAGAGAUCCAGAAAGAUUGCAGAAAAUAAAAGAGAGCCUCCUUUUAGAGGACUCAGAAGAAGAAGAAGGUGACUUAUGUAGAAUUUGUCAAAUGGCAGCUGCAUCAUCAUCUAAUUUGCUGAUAGAGCCAUGCAAGUGCACAGGAAGUUUGCAGUAUGUCCACCAAGACUGUAUGAAAAAGUGGUUACAGGCCAAAAUUAACUCUGGUUCUUCAUUAGAAGCUGUAACCACCUGUGAACUAUGUAAAGAGAAGUUGGAGCUUAACCUGGAGGAUUUUGAUAUUCAUGAACUACAUAGAGCUCAUGCAAAUGAACAAGCUGAGUAUGAGUUUAUCAGCUCUGGUCUCUACCUAGUGGUGUUAUUGCACUUGUGCGAACAAAGCUUUUCUGAUAUGAUGGGAAAUACAAAUGAACCAAGCACACGUGUCCGAUUUAUUAACCUUGCAAGAACUCUUCAGGCACAUAUGGAAGAUCUCGAAAGUAGGUGGAAUUUCCCCUCCCCAGACUUGUUGAAUUUACUUUUGCAAAUUAAACCCAAAGCAAAACCUAAGUAUAUACUCUGUUCUGCCAAAUUAGAGCUCAUUUAUAGGCUUAAUAAUACCAAAAUGAUUGAUUUGGGAAAUAUGGGUUGGGAAACUGACAUUAGUUUUUUUUUUUUUUUAAAGCAUAUUUUAAGGUAUGGAAGCAUGUAAUUUUAACUGCAUUUUACUUUUUUUUUUUUCCAAAGAGAAAUUUAUUGUUGAUCACCUUGAUUUCAGGAUUUAUAAUAAAAAAGGCAUAAAUCUUAACUACUAAUCAAACCACAUUUCUUAAUCUGUUAGGAUUUUGUUUUGUUUCGUUUUUGGUAAGAAAUUUUACCUGUUACUCAGCUUUGUUAGAUCAUAAGAGAUUAUUCCUGGGCUUACAUAUGAUUACAGGAAAAUAUGGGACAAGGAGUCCUAAUUCUGAAUCCAUAUCAGAAGCCAUAAAGGGCUUUGUUUUGUGGGUUUUUUGUUGUUGGUGGUGGUGGUAGUUUUUUUUGGCUUUUUGUAGGUCCUCAUGGACCUUUAAUAGGUAGCCAGCUCUGCCAACAGCUCAAAUCUCUUAAGAUCACAUUCCAGCAUCAGGAUUUCUGGCUGGGAUUAUAAGUGAAGGCACUUAAUUCUCAAAUCUCUACAGGCAUCUGUACAACCUACCCUCUUCUUAAUGUCCUGUAACUUCCAGUGUGCUUCAUACCAUGUGGGCACAGGUAUUGGUGGCUCUGGAAUAGUUUCUAGAAAUUGAAGAUUACCCCACCCAACCCCUACAUAUUUUACUUUUUCACCCUUUGUUGCCCAUUCCAAAGCACUACCCGAAGUGUCUUUUUAAAAUAUGUAUUCUUCAGUUGAAUACUUCUAUACUCAUCUUCAAACUAUUUGGAGUGUUAUCUAUAGUGUGCAUAACAUUUUUACUUUUAGAGAAAGCUCAGCAUCCUUUGAAGUAAGGUUUAAAAAGGACUUAGUCCUCAUAGGAACUUUUUAAUUCUAGGUAAUCUAAAACAUAGAUUUUUGUCAUUAAGUCUGUACUACUUUCAAGUUUUUAAAGGUUUUGAGAUGAAACCAGGUAACAUAUUUUCACAGUUUUAAUUAGGAUAUAUGAAAAGAAAGGAGUCAGUGCGAAUUCACUUGGUAUAAAAUUUUUUCCCUUUAUACCUUCUUUCAGAUCCCUUAGGUUGGCCUAAUACAAAGGUCUCUUCGUUUUUUUAAAUUACAAUUUAUACUUUGUCCAACGUCAUGAUAGUAAUUUGUUUCAGUGUAUGUUUCCCCCAGAUUUCUCCAUUUUAAAAAACUAACAUUCUCAUUUAAAAUUUAGUUUCUUAAACAUAGUAUUGUCUGCUCCUAACGUGGGAAGAAAAAGAUGGAGGUGAAAUAUGUCCAUACUCAAAUAAGCAUGAAAGACAAGGGUGCUGCAAGUUAACCCCUAAAUAUCAGAGUAUUAGUACAUUCUGAAAUGGGUUCUGACUAAAUUAUCCUCUCCUGUGGAGUGGAGUUAAAUGGAAAAACACAAGAAGUUCCUUAAUAAGCUGUAAUUUUUUAGUUUGGUAUUUCUCAGUGAUAGAGCAUAAAACUUAACAGUAGAGUUUAUAUCAGUCAUGACUUAGUUAUAUGCUUGUGUCAUUUAUUAAAUGGAUUUAAAUCUAUUAGUGUUGCAUAGUUUUUCUGUGCUUUGCCCUAGGUUGAUUCCAUUUGUUGGAUGCUCUUAAUUUGUCCAAUGUAAAUAUAAAAAGAGAGGGCAUUAAACCUUUUUGCCCUUGAUAAUGGUGGAAAGAUGCUGGUUAGAUGUUUAUUUUAGUGAGCUUGCAUUUUCUUUCACAUGCAAAGCAGUUCAUAGAAUUCAUAGUUUUAUACUUACUAUGUCUUUCCUAAAGACACCCAGGAUGUUUAACUCUUGAGCCACUAGUGACUCUUGAAUAAAUUGAGGUCAGAAAUGUGCAAAAGUGAUAAGUUUCUGACAGUGUGGAGACGGGAAUAAUCUCAACAGUAGGUUUUUAGUGAAUCCAAUUAUUUUAAUUUAGGCUGUGUCUAUAUGAAGCUUUUUUGACUUACUAAAUGAACUUUUAUCUUGGCAUUGUAUAGACAUAGCUUUGAUGUAAAUUGCAAGAACACCCAUAACCUCUUACUCUGUGUACAUUUCUUUUCAUUCUCAUCGGAUGCACCAAACAUGCAGCGAUAAUAAGCCAGAUUCUACUCAGGUGUGUGAGAGCACUUGCCUUAAGUUGACUUUUUUCCUAGUGUUUAUAUAUCAUUAGCUACUAUGAACACAGACUGAUCUCAGAAACAUUUUAGAAGAUGCUCUUGAACCACAUUUUUAAGCAUUUUCAUUUUUAUAAAAAUUGAUACAACGUUACAAAAAGAUGUGGGGGCGGGGGGGAUUGUGGUUGGGCAUCACCCACAGUCAGACCACCCUAACCCUGUCAUACAACUUAUCAUUUUGAUCAAACAAUAUACUAAAUUGGGAUUUUUGUUUUUACAAGUCAUUGCUGUUCUGGCUUCAUAUUUACACUUCCCAUUCUUAUCCCCCUUAAAAUCAUUCUUGAUCAUCCUGUUUUCUUUCAACAGCUUCAGAGGAUGAUUCCGAAGAAGAUGGAGACCAUAACAGGACAUUUGAUAUUGCCUAACUUCAUAUAAGACAGAUGGAUGAUCUGUGAACACAAGUGUUUAUUAAAAAUGGCAAUUAAAUAUAAAUUACUUUUGUGGGGGAAUGCCUAAUACAUUGACUAUAUAUAAAAUGAAUAUAUACAUACACAUGUAUGCCUGUAUAUAUAUAUUCAUUCUCAAGUGUUGCUGAAUUAAAAUUCUGCUGGACUUUUUAACAUAGCAAAUCUGAUGUUUAUAAACUGGUAAUCAAAAAGGUUUUUUUCUUUUAGGUGAGUGGGAAAGUAUUACCCUUGUUUUAAAUAUCUAAGCAAUGCCUAUCAACCCUUUUUUUGUGUUCUGAUUACUGUAGUCAUAUUUAUGAAAAAAGGUUUGUGUUUUACUCUUGCUAGUGAGAAAAGUGGGACAAAAUAUACUUUUGAAAUAAAAUGCUAUAUGGCACCUAAUUUUUUUUUCUUUUAAAAUGCCUUAAGUUGCAGUCUCAUUUUGAUAAUCAUUUGCUUCCAGUGUUUAAAAAUUAAAAAAAGGUAGAAGGUUAUAAGAAGAGCAUUAUAUUAAGUUUCCAAAUUUAAUUUGAAUUCCAAAUUCACUUAGCAAUAAAAUCUAAUUUUUAAAAAGUAUAUAAAUAUAAAAUGUAUAAAUGAUGGAUAGAUUUUUGUAUUGAUUUGCAAAAUGCAGAUUAUAUUUGAUAGGCUAUAGUAUGUAGAUAUUCCUUUUAGGAAUAUUACAGCUGUAAAUCAUAUGAGACUUGCCAGUCAAAUGCUAUUUGGUUUAAAAAAAUUAUUGCAAUCUCAAGUUAAUGGAAUAUUUUUAAAUCCCACAUUCAGAGUUUAAAACACUGGUUUUCAAUGUGUUUUUUAGUGUUGUCACUUCUUUAUAGAUAAAUAUAUAAAUAACCUGUUUGGAUCCUGGUCCUUUUUAACUGUUCCUUGGUAAUUCUGAGCAUUUAUUUGAUGACUUAAUAUUUUUCACUACCUUUGGAGAACAGAUGAACAUUAUUCACCACGAAUGGAUCUAUACUGUGGUCAUGAGUUGUGUGUACUUCCAUAACACUGUAUUUUUCUUCUGUCAAUACCCUUAGGAUACACUUUAAAACACCUUAAGGUCUGAUGUUAUGGCAACAAACUACUUUUUCAAACCUAAAUAGGAACCAUGUAAUUUCUCAAAAGUGAAUGAACAAUUUGCCCACACUUAGUUUGUUGGUCUUAUGUAAAACAUUGGCUCGAAAUAAAGUGCACACUGAUUUA
Molecule: messenger RNA, 6127 nt
Organism: Pongo pygmaeus (Bornean orangutan)
Lineage: Eukaryota; Metazoa; Chordata; Mammalia; Primates; Hominidae
Gene: MARCHF7
Product: membrane associated ring-CH-type finger 7
Exons: 9
Coding region: 192-2459 (755 amino acids)
Biological process (GO): protein autoubiquitination
Cellular component (GO): nucleus
Molecular function (GO): ubiquitin binding; ubiquitin conjugating enzyme binding; zinc ion binding
Source: RefSeq, a predicted model, not a curated record